Danaus plexippus (monarch butterfly) is the source of this 3209-nucleotide messenger RNA. It is a transcript of the gene Usp30, whose product is annotated as ubiquitin carboxyl-terminal hydrolase 30 homolog. The transcript is spliced from 9 exons. The record is from RefSeq and is a predicted model, not a curated record. Gene Ontology annotation, biological process: protein deubiquitination. Gene Ontology annotation, cellular component: cytosol; nucleus. NCBI's taxonomy places the organism in Eukaryota, Metazoa, Arthropoda, Insecta, Lepidoptera, Nymphalidae. Gene Ontology annotation, molecular function: cysteine-type endopeptidase activity; cysteine-type deubiquitinase activity.
CGUGUAUGUACAAACAAAUAUUUUUUUGAAAUUUCCGUUCAAUAAUUACGUUUAUUGUUUAUGGCAAGAGUAAUCGCCUGUCAUAUUAAAUGUCACGAGUGGAUUGAUAUUUUUCUAAUACAAACCUAUUAUUUCUAAACACAUUGUGAUGUAUAAUUUUACCAUAAAAGUAAGUGGUAAAAAUGUGUCUUAAAUAAAUAAAGUGAAAAUUGUGAAGACACAAUGGAUGGUGGUGAUAGGAUUCUUGUGGCCGCUGGUCUAACUGCGGCAGUGGUGGUUGGAGCAUUCGUUUUAUGGGGUCCCGGAGGAGCUCCCAAAGUUCGAAAGCGCCGAGGACAGAUCGCUGGACUUCAGAAUUUAGGAAGAACUUGCUUUCUAAAUACAUUAUUGCAAGCACUGGCUGCCUGUCCUACUUUCAUAGACUGGCUAAAAAAAUACGCGAAGGCCGAUGGACAUAACAGUAUGAUUACUACUCUCUACACUGUAAUUGAAGUGGUGAAUGGUACCCACGAGUCCGCCCGCGGGACCCCUGUCUGUCCUCUGGGAGUGCUGCAGUCACUGCGUGCGGCCGGCUGGGUGGUGCCAGCCGACCAGCAAGAUGCUCAUGAGCUGUUACAUGUUCUGUUAUCUUGCAUUGAAGAGGAAACAACCGCUAUGUCUAAGAAGCCUGGCUGUCUCUCUGAUGCGCUGGGUCUGGGCGGUGGUCGCGCGUGGUCCGCACUGGCGUCCCCGGCGUCCCCGCCUGCGGCGCCCCUUUCCCUGAGGGACGACGGAGCCCCGCCCCGGCCCGCCCGCCCGGCCUCCGCCGCCCCUGGCGGGGAACCCGACCUUCAAGACCCAGGUCCAUCUCCCGUGCGAUCCUCCGGCCGCCUGUGUAAGGGUGUGUCUCGGUCGUUCUGUCACCUCAGCUCGGUGGGUCGUCGCUGGGCGGCGGCGCCCGCCCGCCCCGCGCCGCAGCCCCCCACCCGUGGGACCCUCGCCACCCGCACGCAUUGCACCGUGUGCUCCACUAAGAGCCCCGUGAGGUACGACAAGUUCGACAGUAUAUCUCUGUCGAUGGCCAACGCCAGCACCGGCCUGACCGGCGGCUUCAGCUUAUCCGGUCUGCUGAGAGCGUUCACGGCCCCGGAGAUGGUGUCGGGCGUGAGGUGUGACAAGUGCUGCCCGGGAGGCGAGGAACGGGGAGCCGUGUCGCCCGCCACACAACACGCCUACACCAAGCACAUACGGACGGUCGGCUUCGGGAAGCUGCCGCCGUGCCUGGUGCUGCAGGUGGCGCGGGUGGAGUGGCGCUGCGGGGCUCCGGCCAAGCGAGCCGACCACGUGGCCUUCCCGGAGACGCUGCCCAUGGCGCCCUACACCACCGCGCCCAAACCGCAAGUAAGGCCGCCCGUAUGACGAGGGUCGCCUCCGCGGCGGGCUGUCCGUGCUGAACGCGACGAGCCCCCGGCCGACGACCGAGCCCUGUACCGCCUGUGUGCGGUGGUAGUGCACGUGGGAGGACCUCGCAGCGGACACUUCGCCACGUACAGGAGGGGGAACGGCUUCGAGAGCAAACGGUGGUGGUACACAUCUGACACGUUGGUGCACGAGGUGUCUUUGGCGGAGGUGCUCCGCUGCUCGGCCUACAUGCUGUUCUACGAGCGACUGGCGCCGCCGCCGCCGCCUCUCACCACGCACUUCUAACACACCAGAGCUGAGAGAUUCGUUUGUCUCGACACUUGACUACCACACUAGAUGUAUCCACACGCUUGGUGUAUCAACAGAUAGAUAAAACAUUUACUUACCUGUAAUGUUUAUUUGUUUAAGUUGAGAAGAUUACAGAGCACUACUGAAGUAGAUCAGACCGUACACAGUCAUAGGACGGUUCCUCUGUUUACAAUCCUUAGGGUUGUGCGAUGCGUACUAUUAGUGAUAGAUAUUCACAUGAAUGACGUCAUCACCGUUAUUAUAUAUUACAUAAAGUUUGUACAUAUGUCCUGGAGAUAUAUAACGAAGGUGUAUAUAGGAUAUCACUUGAAAAUUGUUUCUAAAUGUUACAGUACCUUUUAGGAAUCUUCAGCUGCUUCAUAGAGUUGCAGAUGUUUUGUCUAAACUCUUCACGCAGCCUUAUGUUCCAUUUGAAGAACAAAUUUUAUUAAAAAUUCUUCUCUUAACCAUAUUUUGAAAUUGUCUUAAUAGUGCACCACAUACAUUGAAUUACUCGUUAAUGAGAAUAAAAGCUAUUGAGGAGUCAAAAGAGGUGAGGAAGAGGUGUUGUGAUUAGUCUAGUUAAUAUAACAGUUAAAUUUAUUUAUAAAUUUUACUUGAAACAUUGCUGUGCUCAAAAUUUUAUUAUUAUAUUAGUAAAUUGAAUAAUAAAAAUAUAUAUUUUCUAUUGAAGCAUAAUCUGAAUUGUCUUCUUUAAAGUCACUGAAAGUUUCUCAUAAAAUAUUAAGAGAUAAAAGCUUGACUUAAUUAUAAAGGAACGUUGCCAUAUGAUGAAGAGGCUGCUUAGAGGGAUAGGUGGGACCGAGGUGGUGACCGUGCGCCGGUAGCUUUAUAGAUAUAUAUAUGACAUUGUGUUUGAUGUAAACACUUUAUGGUCCGGUUAUUGGAUUUUGAAUACCAAAAUGUUAUACAAAAUUGAUAAAGUUAAUCGAUUACGGGUAUGAUGCAUAUUAGGUUCACUAUUGUAUGUUUUCUAUUCAAUAGUUAUUUUUAAUUAUGAUCGAAUUCUGCUGUAGUUUUUACUAAACAUAUUCAAUACUAUACAAGCAAGAAAUAAUGCUCUGAUAAUAAAUAAAAAUUUAUACUUAUUCUAUUUUAAUGUGUCAUAUUUUAAAAUAAUAGUGUCCACACCAAUAUUCGUGCAUUUUGUAAGUAACCUUUUCGGAAAAGAUUGAGUUAGGUCUUUAGCAAUCAUGAAAUGCUACAACACAAUUAAAAUAUUAACAACAAAUACUGAAAUGUCACUUAACCAAAAAUAUUUUUUAUUAUUAGUUUAAUAUUAAUUAUGUAGUUUUCAGUACUUCUGGUACAGUUGAGUAUUGUUCGUUAAAGUGUAGCUGGAACACAUGUGACUUCUUCUGUGGUUAACUUCAACAAAUACAUGUGUGUUAUGUAUUUUGGUUUCUAUAUGUGAGCGUGAAUGACUUCCAAUAAACUCGUGUCAAUGUAGAUAGUUUGAAACAUUACAUGUAAUUAUUUAAAAUAAAUAUUUAAGAAUA